This is a messenger RNA of Seriola aureovittata, 3906 nucleotides long. It is a transcript of the gene dcun1d4, whose product is annotated as DCN1, defective in cullin neddylation 1, domain containing 4 (S. cerevisiae). Gene Ontology annotation, cellular component: ubiquitin ligase complex. NCBI's taxonomy places the organism in Eukaryota, Metazoa, Chordata, Actinopteri, Carangiformes, Carangidae. The record is from RefSeq and is a predicted model, not a curated record. The transcript has 11 exons. The coding region runs from base 1066 to 1761 and encodes 231 amino acids. Gene Ontology annotation, molecular function: ubiquitin-like protein binding; cullin family protein binding; ubiquitin conjugating enzyme binding. Gene Ontology annotation, biological process: protein neddylation; positive regulation of ubiquitin-protein transferase activity.
GCAGCAGAGUUUGUCGGAGAGAAGCUAACAGUCGCGUUGUGUUUCUACGUCUUCUCUUAGCCCGCGGUUCUGUAGGAUUUGAUGAUAACGCAUGAAUUCCGUGCUAUUUGCUGGUUUCUUUGUAUCUGCUAGUGCUGUCUUGGGCGACAACAAAGGAAGGAUAGCUAGUGUUAUUUCAGAUGUUUGGGACGUGGAGGAGGUUACUUUUGACAUGGCAGCUCUCCUGAACUUAUUUAUUUUGUGUAGCGUUAGCCGUGCUCAGCUGAACGCCGCCGAUGUUAGUUAAAUUGAGAAGGUUUUCGAUGGUAAUCGGAGCGUUGUGAUCUUUAUAGUCAUCAUCACUGAGGGUCCACUGUGCGUUUCAGCUCAGACUUGGCAUCAAUGUAGUGUCAUAGUAAAUCGGUCAAUUUUCUGGUCAACUGCGGACUGUUACACAGAAUGAAAAUUGUGACGCAGUUGUGGAAAACAUCUUUCAUUGCAUGCUGCAGCAGUGCUGUCCGGCUUUGCGGCACCCACAUAAGCUGCUGCAAAACGUCCGUGCAAUGCUUAUGUGCCAGUAGGUACAUAAUGUUAGAUUUUUGAAACAAUGUAAAAUGCAUUCAAUCAGUUGGGGUAAAUGUUGGGGGUAGAGGGGUCUGGAAGAAAUAGUUGUUUUGUAAAGGCUUGGGAUUUGUAGUUUACUGUCCCAACCAGAGCUGAGGUUUCAAUGGCGCCUUUGAAGGAAAUGGACUACAACGCCCAUAGGCCCAACUCUCCAGAUACUUUGUAAACUCUGUGCAAGUUGCGCGUCUGCACUGCUAUUUUAGGUAUGCAGCUAGUGCUAUCUGUUCGGCUGUGUGUUGGUUUGCCUGGUUCUGGCCUCUGGAAAUAAAUGAAAAGCGUCGGUGUUUGAUGACAGCUUGAGGAGGGGAAUGUACAGAUGACGUUUGGCAACGAGAUUUACAGCUGAAUUCCCACUUGACUACACUGGCCAGCAUCCAUAAGAUCCACCACACCUUGCACAGGCUGAACCUGACAGAAGACGUUGGACAGGAUAGCCACCCCUCAGCUUGUUGCUCUAGAGCCAUGCCUCCUAGGAAAAAGAGGAGACCCUCUGCUGGAGAUGACAUGUCAGCCAAGAAAAGUCGCCAGGACAGUGUUUUCAGAAAACAUGAAACGUCACAAAUUCGCGAGGAGGAGACAUUUUCUAGUAAAAGAUGCUUGGAGUGGUUCUAUGAAUAUGCAGGUUGUGACGAUGUGGUGGGUCCAGAGGGCAUGGAGAAGUUCUGCGAGGACAUCGGAGUGGAGCCAGAGAAUGUGGUGAUGCUGGUUCUUGCUUGGAAGCUGGAUGCCCAGAGUAUGGGAUAUUUCACUCUCCAGGAGUGGCUGAGAGGCAUGGGCUCACUGCAGUGCGACUCCACAGAGAGGCUGAGGAACUCGCUCGAUUACCUGAGAUCUGUCCUAAACGACAGCACCAGUUUUAAGCUCAUUUAUAGAUAUGCCUUUGAUUUUGCUCGGGAAAAGGAUCAGAGGAGUUUGGACUUGAACACAGCCAAGUGCAUGCUGGGGCUUCUUCUGGGAAAGACAUGGCCCCUGUUUCCCGUGUUUAAUCAGUUUCUAGAGCAAUCCAAGUACAAAGUCAUCAACAAAGACCAAUGGUGCAAUGUUUUAGAGUUCAGCAGGACAAUCAACCUGGACCUCAGUAACUACGAUGAGGAUGGUGCCUGGCCUGUUUUGUUGGAUGAGUUUGUGGAGUGGUACAAGGAAAGACAGAUGUCAUAGCUGCAGAGCAAAAUGGAAAAUGGAAAAAACACAACUGUGACAACAACGACUAUGAGAAUCAACAACCAAUAAGUAAACAAUACAAAAAUGGUAAAGCAGUGACUGUGGGUGCUUCCUAGUAAAGGAGGGAUUUGGGGCUGUGGGUGGGCUAGGGUGGGGGCGACGGGUUUGCAGCCUGGGUGCACGCUGCCCAGAGCACGGAUGCGGAGGGCUGCCAUUGUGGAGUAAUGUUCCCUACCGAAGUUGCAUAGUGGGCAAGCUUGCAGCAAUCCCCAGUGGCAUUGCUGUCUCUCACUGUGACAUGUCAUAUUGCUGUCUGUGUUAGGAUAACAUGGUAUCAUACAUGGAUGAUGGAAGCAAAAUGGUAUUAUGUGGGAGAACCACUCCUCACCCUUAUCUUCAGCACAGAGAACCCAACGGAAGUGACCAUUCAUGCAUUGUGUCUGAGUCUUAAACAGGGUCACUUUGACCUGGGCACAUUAAAUAUUAUAUAUCUGUGCAAUGAACUUGAACUUGAGCUUUUCUGGACAGAUGGCACUAACUAUUGUUUGUCAUAUUUUCAGUUUGAUAGGAAUUCUUCAAGAAGCACACUGUGUCAAAUGGUUGAUCGCAGGUUUCUGAUGCCUGUGCUGUUUACUAUUGAUCUGUGCCAGUGAUUUCUUUUUUUUCCCUCCAGUUUUUGUUCCCUCCUGCUGUUUUGCUCCAGCUAAUGCUAACAGUUUGCUAACCCCCCGGCAAAGGCUUCAGACCUCAUAACACCAAACAAAUCAGCAUUGCUGCUUACUAACUCUUAUUACAGCGGUGAGCCACUAGUGCUCUGAUCAGCAUUUAUUGGUCCGGUGACCAAUCGAUGUAUCUACGUUGUGUAGGUAAGAGUAUUAUUGUGCCUCAAACCAUGGAAGUCACUUUGUGUGUCCCACACACGUACCAACAAAUCCAAAUGUACAUACACGUGUGAGAACACAUACAACACAUACAGAUACUCAUGCACACACAGACACACUGAGUGGUCAGGGAUUAUUUCAGGAUGAAUUCAAACUGUUUGGGCUGUGUUAUAAGUUGACAUAGAUCUAGUUGGUGUCCAUUUUGUCUUGAUAUGUGGUAUAUGUUUUGUCUUCCUUAGUCCACUGAUAGUUUCAGGUCUCUUCCUAGUAGCAUCUCUCCCAACACUGACAGUGUUUUAUAUAUGUAUAUAUAUACACACAUAUAUACAUGUAUAUAACUAUGGAAGACCAGUGACCCUCUCAGGACGAGGUCCUUUAGGCUUGAGUAGUAAGGUAGGUUUGCUGAAAGCAUUGCUUUGUACCACCCGUAGGAUCUAAUCAAAACAAUGGACACUGACGGUUUGGAACUGUGUGAUGAUGCUAUGCUCUUCUUUCGCCUAGUAUAAUGUUCUUGUAACACAUGUAUAAAUUUUUGUCUUUGGCUGUUGUGUGAUGCUGAAUCGUCAGAAGAUUUAAUAUUUGCAUGCAUGCUCCAACAGAGCCUUUGGUGAAUGGAUGAGAUUUUUUGAAAACAUUUUUCAAAUGCGUUUUUGUUUUGUACAGGAAUUUGUGCAAGUGUUUUGUGCUCAAUUUGAUAUUCAUGAUCAUGUUAUCUUAAUUCUGAUGAACAACAUGAUCGUGUCUAUUAAGACCUGGAACACACCUGUAACCUCACGGUGGAACAGGAGUUCCCUCCUGCAUUUGCCCCAUCUUUCAGAUCCUUACACGUGCUGUAAAGCUUUAGGUAGCUACAGCCAGUACAGGAUCUAAUUUUAUUUAUUGGAAGUGCGUAACUUGUUUUGCAACUUUUGCACCACACUGUCACAAUACACACAAAAUACACUUUGAAAUCUGUCGUGAAGUUAAUAGACAUCAGCUCCCGUGUCACUGAAGCGCACUGCUGAUAAAACUGUAUGAAAGCCUCUUUUGUCAUUACAACACCAUCAACCAUCAGCAUAAAAUCUAAGGUCGAAGUAGUUGUUGGAUUGCUUACCAAAUACUGUGUAGAGAUCAGUGUAUAGAGUUUUCUCCCAUGACAGUGCAGGAGGAUGAACAGCCUUGUCCCAACUGUAUAUAUGUAUGUAAACUAUGUAAGUGUCUAUAUGUCUGUUUUCACUAUAACCUAUGUCUAUAUACAUAAAUAAAAUGGUUUAUUAACUUA